Molecule: messenger RNA, 3081 nt
Organism: Fukomys damarensis (Damara mole-rat)
Lineage: Eukaryota; Metazoa; Chordata; Mammalia; Rodentia; Bathyergidae
Gene: Osgep
Product: O-sialoglycoprotein endopeptidase
Exons: 11
Coding region: 409-1416 (335 amino acids)
Biological process (GO): tRNA threonylcarbamoyladenosine modification
Cellular component (GO): cytoplasm; EKC/KEOPS complex
Source: RefSeq, a predicted model, not a curated record
CAGCACUCCAUUUACUGGCUGUUUAUGGAUGUGCCGGUUUUGUGACUCAUCCUGCCACCGUGACCAAAGAGCAUGUACAGAAGGGAAGAAAACAGUAGGAAGGCUGGUCUGGGCCUCAGGGGACCGGCAGGGAAACGGUUAGGGUCGUGAGGCGCAGAGGCCGGUUCAGCGGCGCUGGCAGAUGCGAAGACAGAUCCUUGAAGGGGCCUUGACGGCAGCUGCGCUGUCGGCGCGCGCGCGCCUCCUGCUGGAGUUCUGGUAUUGUGUCGGUGCGCCCUUGUUUGUGUUUGCCAGGCGGACUCCCUUCGCCUGCGCUCCGUAGUCUGCGGCCCAGCGCGCGCUGACUAGGGCCGCUGUAGCGCCACGAGUCAUUGGGAGCUCUCCCGGCGUUUUCUCCCAGACUACACCAUGCCGGUGGUGCUAGGUCUUGAAGGCAGCGCCAACAAGAUCGGCGUGGGAGUGGUGCGGGAUGGCGAGGUGCUGGCGAACCCGCGGCGAACCUACGUUACGCCUCCAGGCACAGGAUUCCUCCCAGGUGCUACUGCCAGGCAUCACCGAGCUGUUAUCCUAGACUUACUGCAGGAGGCACUAACAGAAGCAAAAUUAUCCUCCCAAGACAUUGAUUGCAUUGCUUAUACCAAAGGUCCUGGCAUGGGUGCCCCAUUGGCUUCCGUAGCGAUUGUAGCCCGUACGGUGGCCCAGCUGUGGAAUAAACCGUUGGUAGGUGUGAACCAUUGUAUAGGCCACAUUGAAAUGGGCCGCCUCAUCACUGGAGCCAACUCUCCAACUGUGCUAUAUGUCAGCGGAGGAAAUACUCAGGUCAUUUCCUACUCAGAACAUCGGUACCGAAUCUUUGGGGAAACCAUUGAUAUUGCUGUGGGUAAUUGUCUGGAUCGCUUUGCUCGAGUGCUGAAGAUUUCCAAUGACCCAAGUCCAGGUUACAACAUUGAACAGAUGGCAAAACGAGGCAAGAAGCUAGUUGAGCUGCCAUAUACUGUAAAGGGGAUGGAUGUCUCAUUCUCAGGGAUUCUAUCUUUCAUUGAGAAUGCAGCCCAUCGGAUGUUAGCCACAGACGAGUGUACUCCUGAGGAUCUGUGUUUCUCCCUCCAGGAAACUGUGUUUGCAAUGCUGGUGGAGAUCACAGAGCGAGCCAUGGCCCAUUGCGGCUCCCAGGAGGCCCUCAUCGUGGGAGGUGUUGGAUGUAAUGUGAGGCUGCAGGAGAUGAUGCAGACGAUGUGCCAGGAACGUGGAGCCCAGCUUUUUGCCACAGAUGAGAGAUUCUGCAUUGACAAUGGAGCCAUGAUAGCCCACGCUGGCUGGGAGAUGUUUCGGGCUGGACACAGGACCCCUCUCAGUGAUUCUGGGAUUACACAAAGGUAUCGAACAGAUGAAGUAGAAGUAACAUGGAGGGACUAACAAGGUUAACAAGAUCAGAAUAGGUAGUUCCCUGAGUGGAGCUCAUAGGACCCUGGGCGUUAAUCUCUCUCCUGAUGUGGGAAUCCUGGCCAUGCUGUGAACUCCCCUUUCCCUUGGGAAGACUGUGGAUACCACAAAAGGUUUGGGGUCCCCUGUAGAACUUCAAGAUGAAUCAGCAAUAAAAUACUUUUUUUUGGUAUUGAGAAUGGAAUGCAGGACCUUACUCUUGCAAGGCAGGUGCAGCACCACUGAGCUAAAUCCCUGGCCCAGUAAUAACUCCCUGUGCUGACUGCCUCAUACUCAUUUUAAUUUUUUGAAGUAGGUGUUCAGGACUUCCCUCAAAAUAUCCUGGAGAUAAAUCUGAUUUGAAACUCAAAGAUGAAACUGUCCCUUCAUACACUUUGUGCCACAUAUUCCCACACAUCAUCGCCAGCAAAUGUGAUUGGGCCCCAUAUAUACACUCCUCCCUAUCAUGACCACCAGAAUUAUUAAUCUUGCCCUUUAUCUUCAGUAUAUCACCACAAGAAGUCCCAAACCACCAUCACCUUAUCUUACACUCUAGUAUUCAUACAUUUCUUCUCCCUGUGUUUGGUUCCCAUCUGCCUGCCUUUGCCAACUCCUGAAAGCUUACUGCUUACUCCAGAACUAACAGCCAGUCAUUUGCAAAGCUUCUUAUAUUCUCCACCUCUUGCCUACACCUCUUUGAAUGUUUCCUUACCGUUCUUGCUUUGAGACCUGGUUUCUCAUGAGGACUCCUAUCACCUCGCUAAUAUAGGUGAUUUCCACAUGCAUUGUAACUUUAGGCCUGGAAGUGGUGCAGGUGUAUUUGUUCUUUUUAUACUAUUUCCAGACCAUCCUUCCUCAUCCCUGAUACCCAUUUGAAGCAUUAGAUAUCCUGGACCUAUACCACUCUUGUCAUAAAGCUUGAUUUCAGUAUCUGUGUAGAUCACUCCUCUAAUGUCCACUUCAACAACGCACUGCCUUGGUCAUAGUCUAGGCCUGUAUUUCCCUCCUAUCUCACUCUCAGAUGUCCCACUCUCCUACCAUUGUCUCCUGUCUUUCCAGAUGAUUCCCUUUACAUUGUUGAGUCCAGCAAUUCAUCCUUUCAGUGGGGCCUAUAGUCUUUUAUUGUACUUUGCACCCACUUUAUUCCCCAUCUUCAUUUCCUUUCUUCUCUAGCUAAAUUCCAGUAAUAAACACCGUAUUGCAUAUACCUUAUCUCCCUUGCCUGUGUUUUACUUUGACCACACGACUACUUUCCAGCAUCGGUGCUCAUAGACUUGGCCUUCCUUCAUGUUACCAUAAACCAGUAGCUCUCAAGUAGGGCUGAUUUUGUACCUCAGAGGACAUUGGGUUGUCACAAUAGGGUAGAGAUAUUGUAAAGUACCCUGUAGUACACGGAAGCCCCUGCACCUCUCCCCGACAAAAAAUUUAUGCACAAAAUGUCAUUGGUGUUGAGGCUGAGAAACCCCGCUGUGAACAGUGUCCUUCCUGUCUACAGUUUUGUGCUGUAGACAUAUCCUCUAGCUUUUAAGGACCUGGCUCAGCAGUUCUCCAGCCUUCUUCCUCCUUUUCCAUGGAGUCAGUAUUGUCCUUUCUGUCUUCAGGCGUCACAUCAGCAUAUAAAUAUUCUAUUUUUCUCAUUUUACAAAUGACACCUCCUGG